UUCUAAGUCUGUUAAACCAACUAAAAACCUCUCCAAUGUUUCCUUCUUCAAUUACUCUUCUUUGUCUGUAAUGACUAUUAGUACUGCAUCAACCCCACAGGCUUCUCUGCUUCAUCAUCUAGGCCCUUCUUCUGCUAAUGGGACCUCCUUUCUUCCUAUUUAAAUCCACACCCUUUAGCUCUAAAGGUACAAUAUUCAGUCUUCUCCCACCAUUAAAACUCUGCAACCACCUCCACUCACCCUAUCUUGCAUGGCCCUCCUUCCUCUCUUCCUCUUCUUUCCUUUUCUCCUUCUUGUCAAUUCUCAGCCUUCUCCUGGAUACUACCCAAGCACUAAACUAAGUCCACUUAGCUUUUAUCAAGGAUAUAACAGCUUAUGGGAACCUCAGCAUCAAACAGUCUCUCAGGAUCAAUCCUCAAUCACAAUCUGGCUUGAUAAAUACUCAGGAAGUGGAUUCAAAUCGAAAGACCCCUAUCAAAGCGGCUACUUCGCUGUUUCAGUUAAGCUCCAGAGCGGCUACACUGCUGGAGUCAACACAGCAUUCUAUCUUUCAAAUAAUGAAGCUCACCCUGGAUAUCAUGAUGAGGUGGACAUUGAAUUUCUGGGGACCAUACCAGGCAAGCCAUACACUUUGCAGACAAAUGUUUAUGUUAUGGGGAGUGGUGAUGGAAGGAUUAUUGGGAGGGAGAUGAGAUUCCACCUUUGGUUUGAUCCAACAGCUGAUUUCCACAAUUAUGCAAUCCUGUGGAAUCCUGAAGAGAUCAUAUUCUUCGUUGAUGAUAUACCGAUACGACAAUACACAACAAAUAAUGACGCAACUUUUCCUCGCCGUCCGAUGUGGGUGUAUGGCACCAUAUGGGAUGCAUCAUCAUGGGCCACAGAGAAUGGAAAAUACAAAGCAGAUUACAAUUAUCAACCCUUUAUUGCCAGAAUGACAAAGUUUCUAAUCGGCGGAUGCUCGGCAUAUGCAGCAACAAGCUGCCGGCCGCUGCCGGCAUCUCCGACCGGCGUCGGGCUCAGCAGCACACAGUACAUGGCCAUGAGAUGGGCUCAGCAGAACCAUAUGGUUUAUGAUUAUUGCAGGGAUUCUUCAAGGGACCAUUCACUCACUCCUGAGUGUUAAUUAGUUGGAAAAUGUUACUUUCUAUAAAGAAAUGGUCACAGGCACAGCUGCCCUUCUACUAUACUCCAAAUGUUUGGCUUUGCUUAGUAGUUGAGGCGUUUCAGGUCUUUUUGUUGUACUAUUUUGUGUGUGCUUUGUAACUGUGAAUGAUUGUUGCUUUGCUUUUGCUUGUGGGAAAAGAAAGCCUUGAAGGUGGAGUAAGUAAAACAAGAAACAGGAAAACAGAAAGAUAAUAAAUGGCAUUCUUUUGUCAAUGUUGCCUUUGAAUGAUUAGAAUAUGAUUUUGCUAUUGGAAUAA
Messenger RNA from Dendrobium catenatum, 1421 nucleotides. RefSeq names its product probable xyloglucan endotransglucosylase/hydrolase protein 32. Gene Ontology annotation, cellular component: cell wall; apoplast. The transcript is spliced from 4 exons. NCBI's taxonomy places the organism in Eukaryota, Viridiplantae, Streptophyta, Magnoliopsida, Asparagales, Orchidaceae. Gene Ontology annotation, molecular function: xyloglucan:xyloglucosyl transferase activity; hydrolase activity, hydrolyzing O-glycosyl compounds. The coding region runs from base 251 to 1123 and encodes 290 amino acids. Gene Ontology annotation, biological process: xyloglucan metabolic process; cell wall biogenesis. The record is from RefSeq and is a predicted model, not a curated record.